CCUUCCUUCACAUCCACCGCGUCUCUCUCUCUCUCUCUCUCUCUCUCUCUGUCGUGACUGAACAUAUUAACUCUGUGUGUGUGUGUAUAUAUAUAUAUACAUAUGUAGCUCACUCGCUCCAGUUGCAAUAUUUCUAGUAUGUGAGUAGCCAUUUCUUCUACACAGUCACUACCACUCUGGCCUCUGAGUCUCUACAAUGGCAGCUAAUCCCUGUGCAGAUGAAAUUCCAGCGAUUGUUGAUGGAAGUUGCGAUCUACCUGUUGCUGGUUCAUGUUUCCAGUUUGUAAAACCAAGUUUCGAUGAGGUUAACCAGCAGUGUACUCUAGAUGUUCUGCCUUUACUUUUUGAGGAGGCUUCGUUUCCAAUGGAAAAAAAAUGCGCCUUUCAGACUCAACAUGGCCAAGAUGUCUAUAGUAUUUCAAUGCUGUCUGAGGAAGACAAAGUCAAUUCUAAAUGUACAUCGCAGCUAGCCCUUUUAAGCUUUGUAGAACUUCCGGUUUCACCAAAGAAACAGAUAUGCUUAGAUCCUCAAUUGAAUUGCCAAAACUUCAUUGGUUUACAAAUGGAAAGUGCAGAUGCUUAUUCACCAUGCAUUGUGGAUAUAAAUAUUGAGAUGGAAAAUUUUGAAAAGCCUAAAUCCAAUGAUGAAACUGUUGGAAGUAUAAAAAGUGAAGGUUUACUAACUGGGGUACUGCAGAGACAAGCAAGCCUAAAAACAUGUGGAAGAUUCAUGCAGCUAUUGUCAAAUCCUGGCUCAACUUUACUGAAGUUGAUUUCUAAAGACAAAUCAUUCAAUGAAAGGGUUCAUGAUAUUCCAAAUAACAGAUGGAGAAAAUAUAAGCGUGCUGCACCCUUUGAUUCAAGAAAAAUUGUUCUUCUCUUCUCAAUCUUGUCAAGUUUGGGCACUCUGAUAUUGAUUUAUUUGACACUGAGAGUUAGGCAGACUGCUGAUGGUUUUGUUAAUGUCUAACUUUUUUUUUUCUCUGUUUUUCUGAAGGUGAUGUCCUUUAGAACUGUGUUAAAAGUCUUCUUUCUGCCCUUCAAUUUGUCACGUGAACUUUUCCCACUUUGUACAUAAAUCAUAACUAGAUCCCAUUUUUAGCUGAUGCUUUGGGGCACGUAACAAUAUAUUGCAAUUUGCCAAAAGGGAAUGUUACUGCCAUAA
Jatropha curcas is the source of this 1165-nucleotide messenger RNA. Its product is annotated as adenine deaminase. The record is from RefSeq and is a predicted model, not a curated record. Lineage: Eukaryota; Viridiplantae; Streptophyta; Magnoliopsida; Malpighiales; Euphorbiaceae.